Molecule: messenger RNA, 1056 nt
Organism: Penicillium cataractarum
Lineage: Eukaryota; Fungi; Ascomycota; Eurotiomycetes; Eurotiales; Aspergillaceae
Exons: 1
Coding region: 1-1056 (351 amino acids)
Source: RefSeq, a predicted model, not a curated record
AUGAAUUUGACCGGUUACUGCCUUCUUGUCGCUCUAAUGCCAUUCGUUAUUUCGCGCGCGCAGGCUGUUUCGGCUGAUUCAUCCUAUCAAGCCUCGACUACUCUGCAUGACCACAUCAGCAACCUCUAUCAAUUCUCUGCCAACGGUUCCUUUGUUGACAAUAUUGUACUCCGACAUAAUGGCAUUGUCUUGGUGACUCGCAUCGACGUUCCUGAGGUGUGGUCGAUUGAUCCGCGAAAAGGUACAGCGUGGCUUAUAUUCGAUUUUCGUGGUGAAGACGCUGGAAUUUCUAGCUGUUUUGGUAUCACAGAAGUCACCAAAGAUGUUUUCACAGUAGUGACUGGUGGAUUUGACGUGAAGACAUUCUCUGCCGUUCCAGGCUCAUUUAGCGUCUGGAAAAUCGAUUUUACAUCUCAGCAUCACAACGAAACUAUAUCUGACUGCCAAGGCACGCAAAGAGUCCCCACGGUUACCAGAUUGGUUGACAUUGUCGAGGCCAAGGCGCUUGGAGCCUCUACCUUGUUUAGAAGCAGAGUGUCUUCGUACCUUCUCCUUUCCGAAAGUCCCAGGGGAAUAAUAUGGAAGCUAGAUUUGCGAACAUCACGUUACAGCCCGGCCCUUUCCGAAGAAUCGAUGCUUCCCAUCACUGGUGGCCCGGCUAUGGGGGUGAAUGGGAUCAAGGUAUUUGAUAGAUAUCUCUACUAUGCGAGUGUCACCAAAGGCCAGUUACGUCGGAUACCUCUUAGCGAAACUGCAAGUGCGACCGGCCCCUCCGAAUUGGUCAUAAACAAGUCUGGAGUUGACAAUCUGGAUAUAUCCCAAGACGGAAUUGUUUAUCUGGCAGCCAGCACCGAAAAUCAGGUACUGAAACUUACCACCGAAGGAAAGAUUCUUGAGGUUUUUGGAGCCGGAAAUUCAACGGCCCUCGCUGGACCAACCUGUUGUGUACUAGAUAGGAGGGGAAGUAAAGUCUUUAUUGGGACAAAUGGGGGACAAUUUGCUCCGGUGAACGGGCGCUUUAAGGAGCCAGCAAAGGUUUCUGUUAUCCAAGUUUGA